AAAAAAAUGAAGGUGAAAUGUAAAUUUAAGCAAAUCUCGUGUGACAGAAGCCCCCAACCAACGCUACUACAUUAAAUCAUCCAAAUUGAUAGAGAAAUCUCGUCAAUCAGUCAAUAAAUGCAAAUCUCAUCUCCUGGUCUCCAACUUCAACCACCUCAAUAAACACUCCAUUAAAAUUAUCGCAAACCUCAUCCCUCAUUCUCUCCUUCUUUCCUUCCCAAUCUUUCGAUCUAGCUUUUCAUUUUCCCCCCUAAGCAUUUACACUAAGAAGGAGAAAAAAAAAAAUGGUAAAUGAUGCGGCUUUCCGAUCAUCACUGGCUUGUUUGGCAGUAGUUCUGGUGAUUGUGGGAAUUUGGACCCAAUCUUUCAAGAAAGUGGUGGCCACUUAUAUCUUUGGGAUGUUUGCGAUCGGAGGCGUGAUUCUGCCGGAUUGGGAGUUCUUUGAUCGGAGUGUUUCCCAGUGGUGCACCCCACUUGCUGUGGGUCCUCAUCACCUCAGAUCACCUCCCAACCAAUCUACUUCCUCCAACAGGUUUAGGUUCUAUCCUAUAAGACUGGGGAUUUACACAAUCGUUUAUGGAUAUUCAUUUUACAGAUGGUGGAUGUACGUGUCCAGCUGAAUUGCAACCAGCAGGUUGAUUAAUGUUGUGUAUCUUUUUGUGUACUCCUGUCCUGUAAUGAUUGUUCAAUAGAAUUUUUUGUGACAGGAUAGAAUCUGAGUUUAAUGUGUAGUAUGUGACAAUUCUCUCGUGUAUAAUAUCCAUGUUACAGAAAUCUCUUCUGUAACAUAUUAGAUUUUAAAGUGUGUUACAAUCGUAUUUUUGCAUGACUUACAUCGAUCGAUCGAUUCAACUACACCAUUUCACAUCG
Messenger RNA from Oldenlandia corymbosa var. corymbosa, 870 nucleotides. NCBI's taxonomy places the organism in Eukaryota, Viridiplantae, Streptophyta, Magnoliopsida, Gentianales, Rubiaceae. The record is from the annotation of a GenBank genome assembly.